ACUCCACUGUAAGUGGUACCGUGGCUAGGUCCGUACCACCAUAUACACUACUAGAUGUUGCGCUGGAGCACCGGCCUGGUACAGCUUCAAUACCCUGGCAUUUAAUCGUCCAUUCGCCGCCCAUUACUCAAGGCGGGAGCUUCGACAUUGGCUUGCGCAGCCAAGGUGCCCGCGUAUGGCUGCGCCAUGAAUUCACAACAUACCGAGAGAGCUUGUGAUCGCUGUCGAGAGCGUCGCGUAAAGUGCGACAAAACGAUCCCAGCAUGUCUGCGCUGCGAAAAGCUUGGGAAGCCAUGUCCUGGUUACGACAAAAAGCGCAAGUUCGUCGAUGAGACUGUCAGCCUCCGCAAGAAGUACCAAGCCUCGCCUCUAGGUCGACCGAGUGGCGAGACGAAUGCGGACAAUGUAUGUAUCGUGACCAAGGCGAUCAGCGGUGCCUCGUUCAAUGGCAAGUCUACUAUAUCGUUUGCUUCGAGCCCGCUAAGUCGCCAUGUUGCUAGCCAGCCGACGCUUCCGGAGAGCCCGCCAUCUCCUGGCCAAGCAUUGACUGGAGGCGACGACGAUAUAGCUCCUAUGCCCUAUGUCACCACCAACAUAACCGAGGUGCCACAGUCACUGGCCGCUCUCCCCUCUCUGGCCUCGGUCACACACCCGGCGCUUCUGCUGGAUACAAACUUUCGCCUGCCGGACCUACAACCCGAUCCGCAGUAUGACGGCCCCUUAAACGACACUUUGUUCGAUCCGGCAUGGUUCAAUCUCGAGCCUGAUGAGUUCUAUGGAUCCGGCAACAACUCCUGCGGAUUCAUUCCGAACGCUCCUAUCGUGGAUGAAGUUGAUCGCCGUGAGUAUCAGCCAAGUAUAGAGACUGCGACCGCAACGCCCAUGUCUGGCAUUGGGAUGCUCAUUAAUGGAAACAUGUGGCCUCCAGAGGGACAGGCAAAGACCAGCGCUCUUAUUGCUGACGAACGUGAGCAUGAAAUGGCAUACCUUAUCCGGCACUUCACUGAGGCACUGGGUCCGUGGAUGGAUCUCUUUGAUCAAGACAAACACUUCGGCCAUUUGGUGCCCUUGAAAGCUUUGCGAGACGCUCUUCUGCGCAACGCUAUAGCCGCUGUUGCUGCGAAGCAGCUGGGUCGAGUCAAGGGUGUCAAGCCUUUCGUGGGCGUUCAGUGCCAGAGACCGGCUAUGAUGGAGAUCAUUGACGGCACUAUCGAAAUCGAUUGGUUCUAUAAAGCCGCAAAUUACUACGAUAAAGCUAUUGCGUUCUCGCGCUUAUACCUGGAUGCUAUCUCCGGCAGUCUCAGCGCACCAUCAAGUCCCAGCACCCAAAUGUCAUUGUCCUUGGCCAAUUCGGACGACCUGCUAGUGGCGGUCAGUCUCUUCUCGUUGUACGAGUGUUUGGACAACAGAGAGAUGGGCUGGCUUUCACAUCUAGCGGGCUUAAAGUCGCUGCUGUCGGCUAUCAGCGCCGCUCAGCAGGAUCAGCUACAGAUAGUGCCAUCAAUCACCGUUGGCCGGAAAGCUUCGUUCUGGAACUUCGUACGCGCGGACUACCAAGCAUCUUACAUCAACCGCUCGAAGACAUAUCUUGACACAGAAGAGCUACCGCUCUGGCGCAGCUGCGGUCUCGAGGUCCGAGAUGACGGAACACUGUAUGCCGAUGUCAGUGCUAUCAAAGAGGGUUCCAACAAUUGCCGGCAGACCGCACAGAUUGUGGCCCACACUCUGCUGUGGCUUGUUCUGCGGGUUACCAAUUACCUGGCGCAGGACCAAAAACUAACACCCGCCGACGCUCAAGCAACGUGGGAUCUGCUGACCGCACAAUUAGAUGCAUGGUACAGCAACCUACCCGAAACUUUCCAGCCUUGUGCACAAAUCCGCUACCCACUGCAGAUGCGAUCCCAUCGUGGAGGCAUGACUGGCUCGCAGCUUACGGAGGUGUUCUUCAGCAUCGACCAGUGUGCAGCUUCGAUGCAGUUAUAUCACUUUGCUCGGAUACUGCUGCUAAUGAACAAGCCUGCCACCAGCAAUGGUUGCAACAGCAGGUUAAAAGCGUAUCGUGAAGUCUCGCCUCUGGCCAUCAAGCAUGCAAGGGAGAUCGUUGGUGUGGCGCUCGGCAGGCCUCAUCCGGCGGUCAGGGUUGAGAUGCUCUUACCAUUGUACGUUGCUGGUGGCUGCUUAGAAGCGGAUGAAGAACGGAAGGUAGUUCUGGACGUUGUCAGAGCUAUCGAGAAGGACACAGGCUGCUCUACGGAGGUCACCGCGCGGAGCUUGGUGGACGAAUGGGGCUGGAAUGAGGAACAUAUGUUAGCAGAGUAAGCGUAGUAUAGUUCCGACUCCGGCAUUGCAUAUACACAUUCCCAGAAGCGAGGGUAGCGCGCGACGCAAUCUUCAUGUCGAGAAGAACUCAUGCCGCAGAGAUGGCGUAAACUAUGGCUCG
Molecule: messenger RNA, 2440 nt
Organism: Baudoinia panamericana UAMH 10762
Lineage: Eukaryota; Fungi; Ascomycota; Dothideomycetes; Mycosphaerellales; Teratosphaeriaceae
Exons: 6
Coding region: 187-2319 (710 amino acids)
Biological process (GO): positive regulation of transcription by RNA polymerase II
Cellular component (GO): nucleus
Molecular function (GO): zinc ion binding; transcription cis-regulatory region binding; DNA-binding transcription factor activity, RNA polymerase II-specific
Source: RefSeq, a predicted model, not a curated record